GAGGAAGCCCCGCCCAUUUCCCCCGCGGUCGCCAGGACGCCUGCGCGGCAGGGAGGGGAGGCGAGGAAGCCCCGCCCCCUUUCCCGCGGCCGCCAAGACGCCUGCGCAGUAGGGAGGGGGCGUGGACAGAGCCUGACAGGGCGGCAAGGAAGCCCCGCCCCUUUUCCCGCGGCCGCCCCGACGCCUGCGCAGUAGCGAGGGGGCGUGGCCUCCCGGUCCACGACUCCGCCCACAACGACGUGAUGGGAGGGGCUCUUCGCUGCGCGUCUGCGCAUGCUUUGGCGCCAGGCUGGAUUUAAAGGGCCCGCUCCGACAAUAGGAGGGAUCGUGGUCGGAGGAUGGAGCCGGUGAGGAUGAGGUCCGGGCGGCUACUGUUGUUGCUCCUCGCCGCCUUCGGGGCGCAGGCGGAGGACGAAGAGCGCCUGCCGAGCAAGUGUGAAGUGUGCAAGUACCUGAGCUCAGAGCUGGAGGGGGAGCUGGGCCGGAGCCGCGGGUCGCGGGAAGUCCUGGAGUUGGGACAGGUGCUGGACAGCGGGAGCAGGAAGAGGCGCGUCCCGUACAGCACCUCGGAGACCCGCCUGGAGGAAGCGUUGGAUCACCUGUGCGACCGCAUCCUCGAAUACAAAGUCCACGCCGAGCGCAAGGGCAGUUUACGCUACGCCAAGGGCCCGAGCGAGACCAUGACGACGCUGAAGAACCUGGUGCAGCGGGGCGUCAAGGUGGACCUGGGCAUCCCCCCCGAACUCUGGGAUGAGCCCAGCGUGGAGGUGACGCACCUCAAGCAGCAGUGCGAGUCGAUGCUGGAGCGCUUUGAGGACGUGGUGGAGGAUUGGUACUUCCAUCACCAAGGGGAGCCGCUGCCGGCCUUCCUGUGUGAAGGGCACGUCCUGAAAGAGGGGGAGACCGCCUGCCUGCAGGAAACCUGGACGGGGAAAGAGGAGGAAGAGGUGGGAAAAGAGGAAGAGGAAGAAGGAAAAGCAAGCCCCGAGGACUCCCAUCACGACCCUUCGGAGCUUUGACCUUUUAGACUGUGAGCCCACUGUUGGGUAGGGACCGUCUCUAUAUGGUGCCAACUUGGACUUCC
This is a messenger RNA of Tachyglossus aculeatus (Australian echidna), 1084 nucleotides long. It is a transcript of the gene CNPY4, whose product is annotated as canopy FGF signaling regulator 4. The transcript is spliced from 6 exons. Lineage: Eukaryota; Metazoa; Chordata; Mammalia; Monotremata; Tachyglossidae. Gene Ontology annotation, cellular component: endomembrane system. Gene Ontology annotation, molecular function: signaling receptor binding. The coding region runs from base 339 to 1019 and encodes 226 amino acids. The record is from RefSeq and is a predicted model, not a curated record.